This is a messenger RNA of Balaenoptera acutorostrata (minke whale), 2340 nucleotides long. RefSeq names its product ralA binding protein 1 (gene RALBP1). Lineage: Eukaryota; Metazoa; Chordata; Mammalia; Artiodactyla; Balaenopteridae. The record is from RefSeq and is a predicted model, not a curated record. The transcript has 10 exons. Gene Ontology annotation, molecular function: GTPase activator activity; small GTPase binding. Gene Ontology annotation, cellular component: membrane. Gene Ontology annotation, biological process: small GTPase-mediated signal transduction; positive regulation of GTPase activity; endocytosis. Bases 210 to 2117 code for a protein of 635 amino acids.
GAGUGCGCGUGCGCGCUGGGCCGGCUCGCCCGGUUCUGUCCCAAUCAUUGUAAACAGGCGGAGGCUGGGGUGGGGUGGGAAUGGGGCGCCCGAGGCCGGCCGGGGGCGCAGCGCAGGAGGCGGCCGCGGCGGCGGGCGGUCGCGCGGCGGCGGCGCAGGGGUGAUGGGCAGGUAACAGACGGCCUCCUCACUGUCGUCAGGGAGGCAGCAUGACCGAGUGCUUCCUGCCCCCCACCAGCAGCCCCGGUGAGCACCGCAGGGUGGAGCAUGGCAGUGGGCUCACCCGCACCCCCAGCUCUGAAGAGAUCAGCCCCACUAAGUUUCCUGGAUUAUACCGCACGGGCGAGCCCUCGCCUCCCCAUGACAGCCUCCACGAGCCUCCCGAUAUAGUGUCUGAUGAUGAGAAGGACCAUGGGAAGAAAAAAGGAAAAUUUAAGAAAAAGGAAAAAAGGACUGAAGGCUAUGCCGCCUUUCAGGAAGAUAGCUCUGGAGAUGAAGCCGAAAGUCCUUCCAAAAUGAAGAGGUCCAAGGGGAUCCAUGUUUUCAAGAAGCCCAGCUUUUCUAAAAAGAAAGAGAAGGAUUUUAAAAUAAAAGAGAAACCCAAAGAGGAAAAACAUAAAGAAGAAAAACACAAAGAGGAAAAACAUAAAGAGAAAAAGUCAAAAGACUUGACAGCAGCUGACGUGGUUAAACAGUGGAAGGAAAAGAAGAAAAAGAAGAAGCCAAUUCAGGAGCCAGAGGUGCCUCAGAUAGAUGUCCCGAAUCUCAAACCCAUCUUUGGGAUUCCUCUGGCUGAUGCAGUGGAGAGGACCAUGAUGUACGACGGCGUUCGGCUGCCGGCCGUCUUCCGGGAGUGUGUGGAUUAUGUGGAGAAGCAUGGCAUGAAGUGUGAAGGCAUCUACAGAGUGUCAGGAAUUAAAUCCAAGGUGGAUGAGCUGAAAGCAGCCUAUGACAGAGAGGAGUCUCCAAACUUGGAAGAGUAUGAGCCUAACACUGUAGCCAGUUUGCUGAAGCAAUACCUGCGGGACCUGCCCGAGAACCUGCUGACCAAGGAGCUGCUGCCCCGCUUUGAAGAGGCUUGUGGGCGGAGCUCGGAGGGCGAGAAGGUGCAGGAGUUCCAGCGCCUGCUGGAGGAGCUGCCCGAGUGUAACCGUCUGCUGAUCUCCUGGCUGAUCGUGCACAUGGAUCACGUUAUCGCCAAGGAGCUGGAAACAAAAAUGAACAUCCAGAACAUUUCUAUAGUGCUCAGCCCGACUGUCCAGAUUAGCAAUCGUGUCCUAUAUGUGUUUUUCACACAUGUGCAAGAGCUCUUCGGAAAUGUGACACUGAAGCAAGUGACGAAACCUCUGCGAUGGUCUAACAUGGCCACGAUGCCCACACUGCCCGAGACCCAAGAGAGCAUCAAGGAGGAGAUCAGAAGACAGGAGUUUCUUUUGAACUGUUUACAUCGAGAUCUGCAGGGUGGGAUAAAGGAUUUAUCUAAAGAGGAAAGAUUAUGGGAAGUACAAAGGAUUUUGACAGCCCUCAAAAGAAAACUGAGAGAAGCUAAAAGACAAGAGUGUGAAACCAAGAUUGCACAAGAGAUAGCCAGUCUUUCAAAAGAGGAUGUUUCCAAAGAAGAAAUGAAUGAAAAUGAAGAAGUCAUAAAUAUUCUUCUUGCCCAGGAGAAUGAGAUCCUGACUGAACAGGAGGAGCUCCUGGCCAUGGAGCAGUUCCUGCGCCGACAGAUCGCCUCGGAGAAAGAAGAGAUGGAACGCCUCCGAGCGGAGAUCGCCGAGAUCCAGAGCCGCCAGCAGCACGGCCGCAGCGAGACCGAGGAGUACUCAUCGGAGAGCGAGAGCGAGAGCGAGGACGAGGACGAGCUGCAGCUCAUCCUGCAGGACCUGCAGCGGCAGAAUGAGGAGCUGGAGAUCAAGAACAACCACCUGAACCAGGCGAUUCACGAGGAGCGUGAGGCCAUCAUCGAGCUGCGGGUGCAGCUCCGCCUGCUCCAGCUGCAGCGCGCCCGGCCUGAGCCCCAGGCCGAGCCCGAGCCUGUCGCCAGGGAGCCGCCCCCGGGCGGCAAGGAGCAGCCCCGGCCGUCGCCCAGCAGGGACAGGAAGGAAACGCCCAUCUGAGUGCCACCCGCCCGCGAGCAGCGGCCUGGAGCCCCGUCAGCGCCGCCUCUGCUGUCCCCACUGUAAAGACGCCUCCUCCACGCAGGUGGUGCUCAGCGCAGGUGACACGAGGACAGAGCGGCACGCGGUGCGGGCUUGUCGGGCACAGAUGAGUUUCCAGCUAGUGUCAGCUUCUUUGAAGAUUAAUUUCCUUUGUUAACUUAAAAUAACUAUUUUAACCCUU